AUGCCAACUAAAGUCAACAGUAGCUGUCAAGACGAAGGUGACGACGAGUUAUUCAACGUCAUUUGUCUCCCAAAGCAAAGACGGGUGGUGCCAGCCCGAGCCCGACCGAGCCUUCAAAGCCUGAGACGGGGACCGAUAGCGGAACGCACGGACGUCCAGCCGCCGAGACUAAUUGAGGGUGACUACGCGACAGGAAUCCUGUUAGAUCCUGUGAUAGCUCGAUCUGAGACCACUCCUACGUAUCGACCCGCUUGUCCUAGUUCUUCCGCUUUGCACGAUAUCACGUCUCGAGGAUACAACACGUUUGUCCAAUCUGGUGUAGGUCCAGCUGAGCAAGUAGACAUGGCGGCUGAAGUCGCCCCAGGCCGACUUGUGGCUCAACAGAUCCUUCAUCACACUGCCACGCCUUCGUUUGACUUUACGUUCAAUGACUUUCUCAAACGUGAAUUCCGAUUUGGUCUCGAUCCUAACCGACCAGUCUGCAAGGCGCAGCAACAGGGCUAUUGCCCACUAGGGAAAGACUGCCCAGAUAAGCAUCAGACGUCGUCUUCUUACAACAAUCUUGUUUGUAAACAUUGGCUUCGAGGUCUUUGCAAGAAAGGAGAUGCAUGCGAGUUUCUUCACGAAUACAAUCUGCGUCGCAUGCCCGAAUGCUCAUACUACUCUCGAACGGGGACAUGCUCUAACGGAGAAGACUGUCUAUAUCUACACAUCGAUCCUGACUCUAAGCGGCCGACAUGUCCACAUUACGAGCGAGGGUUCUGUCCGUUGGGGCCGUAUUGCGCAAACAAACACAUAAAAAAAGCCAACAUUUGUCCAUUCUAUAUGGCUGGCUUCUGCCCAGACGGGAGGUCGUGUAAGAAUGGGGCGCACCCAAGAUUUCCACUUGAUCUCAAAAAACCCGAAGUACGUAUCGAGAAGUCCAAGGAAGAGAUAGAGAGAGAACGAAUGGAAAGAGAGCUGGAGCGAGAAAAAGAGGAAGAGCGAGAACGAGAAAGAGAGGAGAAGAACCCAGGGAGUACAGAGCGUGGAGGCGGAAAAUUCAGAGGUCGCUGGCGAGGCGGGAGGAAGGGGAGGGGAGGAAGAGGAAAUCGAGGAGGCGGGUAUUGA
This is a messenger RNA of Pseudovirgaria hyperparasitica, 1110 nucleotides long. RefSeq lists its product as uncharacterized. NCBI's taxonomy places the organism in Eukaryota, Fungi, Ascomycota, Dothideomycetes, Acrospermales, Acrospermaceae. The transcript has 5 exons. The coding region runs from base 1 to 1110 and encodes 369 amino acids. The record is from RefSeq and is a predicted model, not a curated record. Gene Ontology annotation, molecular function: metal ion binding; RNA binding.